AUGAAGUGUGACUCUGGCUUUAGUGAAGUGCACUCCAUGGGUGGCCAUACAAACUUCAUAUCCUGCAUCUGUGUGAUUCCGCCUGAUGAAAAAUAUCCACAUGGCCUGAUUCUCACUGGAAGCCAUGACAAAACCAUCUGUGCAUUCUCUUUAGAUUCUGCCGAGGCUGUGUUUAAACUCUGCGGUCAUACAGACACAGUGUCUUGCUUAGCUGUAGGCAAAUUUGGCACAAUUCUCAGUGGCUCUUGGGACAUGACAGCAAAAGUGUGGCUGAACCAGAAGUUGAUGAUGACACUUCAGGGCCACGAGUUUGCAAUUUGGGCAGGUAAAAUAAUGCCGGAAUGUGGAGUCAUGCUAACCGGGUCAGCAGAUAAAACAAUCAAGAUGUGGAAAGCUGGGAAGUGUGAGAGGACUUUUCAAGGUCACACAGACUGUGUGCGCGGACUGGAGGUACUCUCCGCAGUAGAGUUCCUAUCCUGCUCUAACGACUCAUCGAUACGGCGAUGGCUGGUGACCGGUGAGUGUAUACAGAUCUACUCUGGACACACGAGUUUCAUCUACUCCAUCGCCGUGUUGCCAAAUGGUCAGGACUUUGUCUCGGCGGGAGAAGACCGAUCUCUAAAGGUGUGGAAAAAUGAUGAAUGCACACAGACACUGUUCUUACCUGCCGAGUCAAUCUGGUCUGUCUCCUGCCUACUCAAUGGUGACAUAAUUGCCGGCUCAAGUGAUGGAGUUGCACGAGUGUUCACGACGGACCCUGGUCGAAUGGCCAGCGAGGAGCAUCAGCACUUGUUCCAGGAAGAGGUCGCCAGCUUCAAGAUUGCGGGCAACACAGGCGAUCUGGGUGAAAUAAAAGUUCAGGAUUUACCCGACGAGAGGGCGCUACUAGUACCAGGUAAUCGGGAUGGUCAGACUAAGAUGGUGAAAACACCUACUGGUAACGUAGAAGCUUACCAGUGGAGUGCAGCAGAAUGCCAGUGGAGCAAGAUUGGCGAUGUUAUAGGUAGCGCCGGUGCAUCACCACAAACAUCUGGCAAGGUCCUCUAUGAGGGAAAGGAGUAUGACUACGUGUUUAGUAUAGAUGUUGAGGAGGGGAAGCCACCACUAAAGCUGCCAUAUAACAUUACAGAUGAUCCGUGGUUUGCUGCUCAAAAGUUUCUCAAUGAUAAUGAGCUGAGUCAGAGCUUUCUGGAUCAAGUAGCAAACUUCAUUACGGAGAACGCAAAGGGUGUGACAAUUCAGCAAUCUGUGUCGGCAACCGUUGACCCAUACACAGGAGGUGCAAGGUACAUUCCAGGAAAUGGGAGUAAUUCGGGGAGUCGGAACGGUCUGUCAGACCCAUUCACCGGAGCCGGUAGAUAUGUGCCCACAGGCAACGUCUCACCGAAAGUCAACAGGGAAGAGAACGCAUUUUUCCCAGUGAAGAAGUUUGUUUCAUUCCAGCAAAGAAACCCGAAUGCAAUCGUCGCGAAGCUGGUCGAGUUUAAUGCCAGGGUGGAUGCGGAUAACCGGGUGCCCGAAGAUGUGAUGGCGAGCGAGGUGAGAGCUCUUCUAAAAGACAACCACGUACCCACAGACGCGCAGAUGGUACUGCUGGAGAAGCUGCUACGAUGGCCUAAAGAUGUCGUCUUCCCGGCGUUGGACGUACUGCGGCUGGCGCUGUGUAACCGCCACGCGGCGGCGCGGCUCUGCGACGACCGUGACGGCCCCCGCCUCGUCGACGGACUCCUCGCGCUCGCCGCCGCGCCCGACAACCAACAAGCGAACGUCCUUCUCGGCUGGCGCGCGCUCUGCAACGUCUUCGUCGCCGGCGCGCCGCUCAUGCUCGCGCGCCGCGACGAGGUCGUCGCCGCGGCAACGGCAUGCGCCGAGCUUCGCCGCGACGACAAGAAGCUGCUAGUCGCCACGGCGACGCUGCUGCUGAACUACGCGGCGGCGGGCGGUGGCGGCGGCGGCGAGUGCGUCGUGCGCGCGACCGUGAGCGUGCUGCGCAUGCAGCCGGACCGCGAGGCGACGUUCCGCCUGCUGGUCGCGCUCGGCACACUGCUGUGGGACGACGGCGGCGGCGCGGUCGAGCUCGCAAGGUCGCUCGGAGCGAGUCGCCUCGUCGCCGCAGCAACGUCCGUCUCGGAUCCGCCGAAGGUCAGUGAGUGUGCGCUGCAUCUCACCAGCAUCCUGCUGUAGUCGCCCGCGCGCUCUCAUUUUGUCGUAUGGACCUUUUUGUUUUCGGCGCAAAGAACGUUGAGAGAUCUUAUAUAUUUACGACUGGUCACCGCGCGCGUACCGCAUCUUGUAUUGUUGGUGGAGCGUAAGAUCGACUGUUCUUCUAUCCGUUCGAUUGUGUGUAUAUUUGCAUAGUGGUAGGAGGGAAGAACACUGGCGCUGCCAGCCCUGUGUGCAUACGUGUGUUUACGUUUAUUUAAAGCAUUAUUAUCACUGAUGCCGUGAGCUGUGGUAAUGUCGAGUUCACGCCGUUGCUAGUAAAUGAAAUGACGAAACGAUCUUUAUUUUGAAGUGUCGUUAUUUAGUACAUUCUUGUCGAAAUUAUAUUCACUAUGCCUGUAUAUAGGUCACUUACGAGUGCAGUCUCAAAAGAAAAUUUGGUCGGUUGAUGAGAAC
This is a messenger RNA of Priapulus caudatus, 2619 nucleotides long. RefSeq names its product phospholipase A-2-activating protein-like. The coding region runs from base 1 to 2184 and encodes 727 amino acids. NCBI's taxonomy places the organism in Eukaryota, Metazoa, Priapulida, Priapulimorpha, Priapulimorphida, Priapulidae. The transcript has 13 exons. The record is from RefSeq and is a predicted model, not a curated record. Gene Ontology annotation, biological process: proteasome-mediated ubiquitin-dependent protein catabolic process; ubiquitin recycling. Gene Ontology annotation, cellular component: nucleus; cytoplasm. Gene Ontology annotation, molecular function: ubiquitin binding.